Molecule: messenger RNA, 2172 nt
Organism: Gastrolobium bilobum
Lineage: Eukaryota; Viridiplantae; Streptophyta; Magnoliopsida; Fabales; Fabaceae
Product: RNA demethylase ALKBH10B-like
Exons: 7
Coding region: 148-1749 (533 amino acids)
Biological process (GO): mRNA catabolic process
Molecular function (GO): demethylase activity; mRNA binding
Source: RefSeq, a predicted model, not a curated record
CUUCAUAAACCCUUCUCUGCAUGUGAAUUGUGAACUCAAAAAAAGAAAAAGUAAAAACCCAUUGCAAACCUCUCUCUCUCUCUUUCUCUGUGACUCUGUGUGUCUCUGUGUCUCUGUGUUUUGAUCUCAAAUUUUGCCACCAACACCAUGGCGGCUGUCCCAGUAUCGCGAACUGAUCCACCAACAAUGAUGCCACUGCAACCGGCGCCGCCUAUGCUGGUCUCCGAUUCAUUCGCCAAGGAUGCCAUUCUCGCCUGGUUCCAAAGCGAGUUUGCUGCAUCCAACGCCAUCAUCGACGCCCUCUGCGGCCACCUCGGUCACAUCUCCACCACAUCCUCCGACUACGACUCCGUCUUCGUCGCCAUUCACCGCCGGCGGCUCAACUGGAUCCCCGUUAUCCAGAUGCAGAAGUAUCACUCCAUAGCCGACGUGACUCUCGAGCUACGCAAGGUUGCAGAGAAGAAAACGGAGCCCGAAGGUGCGAGGAAAAGUGAGAGUGUCGAGAGUAGUCUCGAUGAGAAAGCGGAAAUGAAUAAGGAAGUGGUGGAAAGGGUCGGAAAUGGCGGUGACGGAGCUGAGGCGGAGCCGCCGGAGGAGUAUGAUUCGCCGGACAGUGAGAUUACUGAUUCAGCAGGAUCUCAAGAAAUGCACCCUACUUUGAUGAACAUUAUUAAUAUAUGUUCCAAUCAUGAAGAAUGUGAAGGACGUUCUUCACAGAUAAAGUUGACAAAAGGUUUCGCAGCAAAGGAAUCAGUGAAGGGGCAUAUGGUGAAUGUUGUGAAAGGAUUGAAGUUAUAUGAGGACAUUUUCUCUGAAUCAGAAAUCUUCAAGCUGACUGAUUUUGUGAAUGAGAUCCAUGCUGCUGGCCAGAAUGGGGAACUCUCAAGUGGAACUUUUAUACUGUUCAACAAACAGAUGAAGGGGAACAAGAGAGAGCUGAUUCAGCUGGGUGUUCCAAUAUUUGGACAGAUAAAGGACGAUGACAAUAGUAAGAAGAAAUGCAAUAUAGAGCCUAUUCCAGCACUUCUCCACAGUGUCAUUGAUCACCUUAUUCAAUGGAAAUUAAUUCCAGAGUACAAAAAGCCAAAUGGUUGUAUCAUCAACUUUUUUGAAGAGGGGGAAUUUUCUCAACCAUUCCUGAAACCACCGCAUUUGGAUCAACCUCUAUCCACCCUUGUUCUCUCUGAAUCAACUAUGGCUUUUGGGCGUAUCCUUAUGAGUGAAAAUGAUGGGAACUACAAGGGGCCACUUAUGCUCUCAUUGAAGAAGGGGUCUCUUUUAGUGAUGAGAGGAAACAGUGCUGACAUGGCAAGGCACGUAAUGUGUCCAUCCCCUAACAGAAGGGUGAGCAUCACCUUCUUUAUAGUGAGGCCAGAAUCCAACCAAUGCCAAUCGCCAACUCCUGCCAUGACAUCUGCAAUGACUCUUUGGCAACCUGGUAUUGCUAGCCCGUUUGCUUUGCCAAAUGGAGCUCUAAGUGGCUAUGAGGCUAUGGAUAUGAUGCCUAAAUGGGGGAUAUUUCGUGCUCCAAUGGUCAUGCUAACCCCUAUGCGCCCUAUGGCACUGAACCCCGGCAAACUUCCUCGAGUUGGGACUGGAGUUUUCUUGCCUUGGAAGGGGCCAUCUAGAAAACCUGCAAGGCAUCUUCCCCCGCGUGCCCAAAAAGGAAGGCUUAUGGCAUUACCUUCCCCAGUUGAAUCACAAAUGGGAGAGUCCACUUCUGAACCAAGCAUUACUGUUGAAGGAUAGGUACGAUCAGUCCCGAAGCAGCCUUGGGUUUAAAGAAAUGUGAAUGAAGCAAUGAGGUUUUCAAGCCUCAGUUAUUUGCUCUGGACUGGAGUAUUUUAUUUUGUUGUACAAACGGGCCCAAGUGCUGCUAGAAGUGUUUGUUUCAUUCUUUUUUUUUUCACCUUUUCCCUUUUACUUUCUUUUAGAUAGAUAACUCUGAUCCCAUAUUUUGUCUUUUAGAUAGAUAACUUAGAAUCUAGUGUUCACAAUAGCUUAGUGUGGGUUCCAAUCAGCUUAAGGACCUUGGAGAAGUCUAGAUUCCGAGUUUGAAGAAUGUGAAUUAUAUCGGAGGGCAGAAUUUUGUAAGAAUGGUCAUUUAUAUUUUCAUUUUAGACAAAUCAAAUCAUCAUGAGGAUGCAUGGGUAUGAUCAUCAUCCACUUAAU